AUGUCCAUCCUUCGGCAUGUGGACAGUGGAAUUGAAAGUAGCCGAGACUGCUUCAAGUCCAUCGGUAUCAAACCUCCUCGUGGUAUUCUGAUGUUCUGUCCCCCUGGUACCGGAAAGACUCUGGAUAUCAUGAGUAAGAUGGCUGACGAGAGUGAAAGCAAUCUGCGGAAAGCAUUCGAGGAGGCCGAGAAAAAUUCACCUGCUAUCAUCUUCAUCGUAUAUCGUGCUAUUCCUGACGCUUCUAUUAAGAUUGCCGCCGAUUCACACGGCUAUGUCGGUUGCGAUGUAGCAGUUCUUUGCUCAGAAGUUGCUAUGCAGCAGAUUCUGUUACUAUGGAUAACUUCCGCUUUCCCCCCAGUGCUUCCAACCCGUCAGCACUUUCGCGAGACUGCUGUCGAAGUGCCCAAUGAUAUUGGUGGUCUCAAAAAGCAUCCCGAGAAGUUCCACAAAUAUGGCCCUCCGGGGAUGGGUACCAAGACACUCCUCGCAAAAGCCAUCGUGAACGAACGUCAAGCCAACUUCAUCAACAUCAAGGGGCCUGAGCUGCUGAUGAUGUGGUUCGGUGAAUUAGAAGCCAAUGUUCAUAAUGUACUUGACAAGGGCCGUGCUGCCGCUCCUUGUGUCAUCUUCUUUGAUGAUCUUGACUCCAUUGCCAAAGCACGUGGUGGCUCAUCGAGCUAUGCAGGAGGUGCAGGGGAGCGUGUACUCAACACAGACCACUGUGUCCUUCCGAGUGGUGAGCUCGAGCUGGAGACCCAGUCUGUACUAUUGAGCCUGAAAGCUGAAAACUUGAGGGUAGCAUAA
Suillus paluster is the source of this 804-nucleotide messenger RNA. Its product is annotated as ATPase family associated with various cellular activities-domain-containing protein. The record is from RefSeq and is a predicted model, not a curated record. NCBI's taxonomy places the organism in Eukaryota, Fungi, Basidiomycota, Agaricomycetes, Boletales, Suillaceae. The coding region runs from base 1 to 804 and encodes 267 amino acids. The transcript is spliced from 5 exons. Gene Ontology annotation, molecular function: ATP binding; ATP hydrolysis activity.